Molecule: messenger RNA, 1770 nt
Organism: Ustilaginoidea virens
Lineage: Eukaryota; Fungi; Ascomycota; Sordariomycetes; Hypocreales; Clavicipitaceae
Exons: 1
Coding region: 1-1770 (589 amino acids)
Biological process (GO): lipid metabolic process; phosphatidylinositol-mediated signaling
Molecular function (GO): phosphatidylinositol-4,5-bisphosphate phospholipase C activity
Source: RefSeq, a predicted model, not a curated record
AUGCCAGAUCAUCGGCUAUCACAAAAGCUGGCCCAGCUUAACCCUUUCAACCCCAGUGAAGACGAUGAGGACAAGGGUGAGGUAAUAGUCAUCGAAAGCGUUGGUGGCGGAGGUCGCAGCACCCGCAAGGCUCGGUACGACAAAGAGCAGCUGCGGGUUGGCAAGUCGCUGCGAUCAUUCUUGGCCAGGAACGGCAUUCUGUCCGAAGAAGAUGCCGGUGUUGCGAUCGAGGAGUCCACACCGGCUCUGCGAAACCUUCUGGGAAAGUCCCAUUUCAGUGUCCCGUCAGCCCUGCUGGAUCGAUCCCGGCCACUGCCAGAGUACUACAUCAGCUCCAGUCACAACACCUAUCUCACAGCUCAUCAGCUCUAUGGAUCCUCGUCAGCCUCCGCCUACGAAACUGCCCUGAAGACGGGCUCACGAUGCGUCGAGAUUGACGCAUGGGACAACAGCGCCAACCCAGAUGAACCCAAGGUUACGCACGGAUUCACGCUCGUGUCACAUAUUCCCUUUCGUGCAGUAUGCGAAACCAUCCGCAUUGUCUUUGAUGAAGAAAUGGCCGUGGCCGCAAAUGACGGCAACUACACAGUAGCGCCCAUCCUUCUGUCUCUGGAGAACCACUGUGGAGGCCACGGCCAGAAGCGGCUUGUGGAAAUUAUGAAGGAGGUGUUUGGCCACAGACUCUUGGCAAAGCCUAUUCGUCAAAAGGGACAUCGUGAACAAGAGACACAUGAUGUCCACGUAACCUUGGCUGACUUGGGUGCCUGCAUUUCCGUUAUUGUUGAGUACCACUUGGUCAGCGAGGAGGGAGAGAAGCCAGAGAAGCGAGACUCGUGUAGUGAAUCGCCAUCCGACGAUGAGACGGAGGAUGCAGAAAUAGAAAAGGCGCGCAAAGAGUACCAGAGAAAGAAGAGGGAAACCGGCACGGGGGCCAUCAUUUCUGAACUGGCGGAGCUGGGCGUAUACGCGCAGUCAGUCAAGCCCGUCGACAAUUCGUGGUAUGACCCCGGCGCUUUGAUCAACGGCCCGCCUCACCAUCUCAUCAACGUGUCGGAGUCGGGUCUGUCGUCACAUCUGCCCGCAGCAUCGAUUCCCAUUGCAGCCCACAACGCGCGUCACCUCAUGCGCGUCUAUCCCAAGGGAACCCGAAUUUCCUCUUCCAACCUGAAGCCGCUCAAAUUCUGGGGCGUCGGCGCUCAGAUCUGCGCCCUGAACUGGCAGACUUUUGGAACGAGCAAUCAGCUCAACGACGCGCUGUUCAACGGCUCCGAAGGCUACAUUCUUAAACCGGCAGCCCUUCGACAAGGUGGGAAUGGCAACAUCUUUACAGGCCAGAAGAAGAAGCUUUGCCUGCACGUGGCUGGUGCCACGGACGUGCCCGUCGACGAAGACCGAGAACCGGGCUCACUGAGGCCGUAUCUUAGCUGCAACUUGUACAGUCCUGGGGAUGUCGAAGGAGAGACGUGCAAGCGCAAAACGUCGGCGUACAGGCACCACAGGCUGGGAAUCCUGCACCGCGGCGAAAACCCGCCCGUGACGGAGCCGAUUUGGGAUGAAACAUUGGAGUGGGUCUAUGACGACAAUGAGCUCGUGUUUUUGAGAAUCCUUGUCAAGAGCGACGAUGCUUGGGCUAAGAAUCCAAUGAUUGCGGUGGCUGCGGUUCGGUUGGCGUACGUUGUGCCUGGAUGGAGCUUUAUCAGAAUGAUGGACAUGAAGGGAAGGGAGACCAAGUGCUCGAUCCUGGUCAAGUUUGAGAUGGAGCAUGUGUGA